CUUCUAAAUUCCUUUGGCAUCUGUUCUCGAAAUGGAAAGAACUCCUUUAGAAGCUGCUUAGAUUGAUCCUAGGAUCUGAUUUAUUCUUGCAAGCAUUACAACAAACUAUUCUCUCGAAUUGUUUCUGAUCAUCGCUUAACAUAGCCGAGCUUAAGAUUCUGUAUUCUGUAUAGUCGCAAUCUGAAUUUGACAUUAAAAUGUCGUCUCUUGGCACUUCGAAAGGGGUUCUCGAGAUCGCAAAAUUUGCUAUCUAUGUGUCAGUUCCUAUUGGUCUUAUGUUCACAUUUGCCAACAACACUGAGAAUCUCAAGAAAAUAAUGGGAAAUCGCUCUUAUGUGGUGUAUCCCCCUGAAGCUCCUCGACCUCCAUCGCCAGAAGAACUCCGGGAAAUGGCUCGAGAGAUAGCUCGCAAGAACAACAUACGCUAAUGGGCUUCUAUGAUGUAAUCAAGAACUAUCCACUUCUCUUCUCUGUAACUUACCCUUGCAACCAAAACAUAUGUAGAUGAAAUAAUUUUUUUCUUUUUUUAGUUCAAAGGUUACACAAGAAAUUAAACGCGAUCCCAGAAAGGCCUGCCAGGCUGGGCUGUGAUAUUCCAGUUAAAUGCACCAAGAGGUUAGUUAUUUAAUUUUAAAUGUGGAUGAAGAAGGACCUCUUGAUCCAAGUUUCUUUGUUAAUUGAUGUUAAGAGUAGUUAUUCCAAA
Messenger RNA from Macadamia integrifolia, 703 nucleotides. RefSeq lists its product as uncharacterized. The transcript is spliced from 3 exons. Gene Ontology annotation, biological process: mitochondrial respiratory chain complex IV assembly. Gene Ontology annotation, cellular component: mitochondrion. The record is from RefSeq and is a predicted model, not a curated record. NCBI's taxonomy places the organism in Eukaryota, Viridiplantae, Streptophyta, Magnoliopsida, Proteales, Proteaceae. Bases 198 to 428 code for a protein of 76 amino acids.